This is a messenger RNA of Vigna radiata var. radiata (mung bean), 2252 nucleotides long. Its product is annotated as high affinity sulfate transporter 2. Gene Ontology annotation, biological process: transmembrane transport. Bases 114 to 2090 code for a protein of 658 amino acids. The transcript has 14 exons. Gene Ontology annotation, cellular component: membrane. NCBI's taxonomy places the organism in Eukaryota, Viridiplantae, Streptophyta, Magnoliopsida, Fabales, Fabaceae. The record is from RefSeq and is a predicted model, not a curated record.
AUUGCCCAUCACUUGUCAUUUAUGAUCCUAUAUAAGCAUUUCUCUCAUCACAGAAAUAGCAAGAAUUUGAGGUAUCAGAGCUUGUAAUAACAUUAUCUGGUGAGAGAGGUUAAAUGAGUCAGCGUGUAGGUGACGAGUCUGUGAAAAAAGCCAUGGGAGAAAUAAGAAGUGGAACAUCUUCACGCAGGCAUGGAGAUACUUUGCCACACAUUCAUAAGGUGGGAUCUCCUCCUAAGCAGACACUUUUCAAAGAGAUCAAAGAUUCUGUGGCUGAGACUUUCUUCCCAGACAAACCCUUAAACAAAUUUAAAGACCAGAGCUUCUUUGGAAUCAUUGUAUUAGCCCUGCAGUCUCUCUUCCCCAUUUUAGAAUGGGGAAGACAUUACAAUCUUAAAAAAUUCAGAGGUGAUUUGAUUUCUGGACUCACUAUUGCAAGUCUCUGCAUCCCUCAGGACAUUGCAUACGCAAAGCUUGCUCAUUUGGAUCCACAAUAUGCACUAUACACAAGUUUUGUGGCUCCUCUUGUGUAUGCUUUCAUGGGAAGCUCAAGAGACAUUGCAAUUGGACCAGUAGCGGUUGUGUCGCUCUUGCUUGGGACAACGCUGUCGGAUGAGAUCAGCAACUUCAAAAGUCAUGAAUACCUGCGUCUUGCAUUUACUGCCACCUUUUUUGCAGGAGUCACUCAAAUGGCACUGGGUGUUCUCAGGCUUGGUUUCUUGAUUGACUUUUUGUCUCAUGCUGCCAUUGUGGGAUUCAUGGCUGGAGCUGCCAUUACAAUUGCACUGCAACAGCUUAAGGGUUUUCUUGGCAUAAAAGACUUCACUACGAAUACUGAUAUUGUUUCUGUCAUGCGCUCAGUGUUUAAAGCAGCACACCACGGGUGGAAUUGGGAGACAAUAGUCAUCGGGUUAGCAUUCUUGAUUUUCCUUCUUGUAACCAAGUACAUCGCUAAAAGGAACAAGAAACUCUUCUGGGUGGCUGCAAUUUCUCCUAUGAUAUCUGUCGUAGUGUCUACCUUUUUUGUCUACAUUACCAGGGCAGACAAGAAAGGAGUGGCAAUUGUGAGACAUGUUAAGAAGGGUGUGAAUCCAUUAUCUGCCAGCGAGAUAUUUUUCAGCGGAAAAUACCUAGGCGCCGGUAUUCGUGUUGGUGUGAUAUCUGGCAUGGUAGCUCUCACGGAAGGCGUAGCAAUUGGGAGAACAUUUGCUGCAAUGAAAGACUAUGCACUGGAUGGUAACAAAGAAAUGAUUGCAAUGGGAGCAAUGAACAUGGUUGGUUCUCUAACAUCUUGCUAUGUGGCAACAGGCUCAUUUUCUCGCUCAGCAGUGAACCACAUGGCCGGUUGUAAAACUGCAGUAUCGAACAUCGUUAUGUCGAUAGUUGUGUUGUUGACUCUGCUACUCAUUACGCCGCUCUUUAAGUACACUCCAAAUGCGGUGCUUGCUUCUAUUAUAAUAGCUGCGGUGCUUAGCCUUAUCAACAUUGAAGCUAUGAUUCUUUUAUGGAAGAUUGACAAGUUCGAUUUUGUUGCUUGCAUGGGAGCCUUGUUUGGUGUGAUCUUCAAAAGUGUCGAGAUUGGCCUUCUAAUCGCGGUGGCCAUAUCUUUUGCCAAAAUUCUCGUACAAGUGACAAGGCCAAGGGUUGCAGUACUAGGGAAGCUUUCAGGAACUACAGUUUAUAGGAACGUCCAGCAAUACCCCAAAGCAGCCCAGAUUAAUGGCAUGCUCAUUGUCAGGGUUGACUCCGCAAUCUACUUCUCAAACUCCAACUACAUCAAGGAGAGAAUUUUGAGAUGGCUGAGCGAAGAAGAAGUCCAAAGGACAGCAAGUGGAUUAUCCGGAAUAGAAUAUCUCAUUGUGGAGAUGUCACCUGUAACUGAUAUUGACACAAGUGGCAUCCAUGCCUUUGAAGAGUUAUACAAGAGUCUCCAGAAAAGAAAAAUCCAGCUUAUCUUGGCAAACCCAGGACCAAUUGUAAUAGAGAAGCUCCAUGCGUCAAAGUUAACAGACGUAAUCGGAGAAGAUAAGAUAUUUCUAACAGUGGCAGAUGCUGUUUCAACCUUUGGUCCAAAGGGUGAAGGAGAAGUAUGAUGAAAUGAUACACGAGUGCUUCAAUUCAACCGUUGAAGGAACUGAUUAGAAAGUUCAUGAGCAGAGAGUUACGUAGAUGUGUUUGGUUUUGUUCAAUCUAUUACCCAGUUGAUGUAUAUACAAAACAAAAGGGAUAGAAAAGUGUGUCAUGGUUUGGUUGUA